Molecule: messenger RNA, 228 nt
Organism: Penicillium canariense
Lineage: Eukaryota; Fungi; Ascomycota; Eurotiomycetes; Eurotiales; Aspergillaceae
Exons: 1
Coding region: 1-228 (75 amino acids)
Source: RefSeq, a predicted model, not a curated record
AUGAAGCAUCUCCAGGUUGACACCAUUAAAUCUCUGCGGUUGAGUGGCCGCAAACUUCGUACAAAAUGCACUGGUCGUUACUUCGAGAAGUUCAAGAAGUUCAUCAACUACCAGACAAUAGAAUUGACCAAGUCCGCUUUGUCGGUCACUUCGAGAGUUAGGAAGCUUUCAGGCUACAGCGGCGGCAACAGCCAGCGGGCCAAUCCUUACGCCUUCCCGGGCCGUUAA